AUGUCGCUUGCUGCGGAAUGCGGAAACACUACAAGCAACACAGUAGAAGCUUCCUUGGACAUGACCAAGGUCCUUAAUAUUUUGAAUGAACCGAGGUCUGGCAGCCACGUUGCACGAGAAAAUGUUAAAUUCUUGUACGAAAUGUUUUCACAAUUUUGUACUGCCCUGGCUGCACACUUUUCUGGGUUCGGAACUGAUGCCCUUAACGAGAAAUAUCGAUAUAUCGCAAAGUAUCGACAUAUAGAUAAGUAUCGAUAUAUCGAUAAGUACCGAAAAGAUAUCGAAAAGUACCGAAAAGAUAUCGAAAAGUACCGGAAAGAUAUCGAAAAGUACCGAAAAGAUAUCGAAAAGUACCGAAAAGAUUUCGAAAAGUACCGAAAAGAUUUCGAAAAGUACCGAAAAGAUAUCGAAAAGUACCGAAAAGAUAUCGAAAAGUAUCAAAAAGAUAUCGAAAAAUAUCGAAAAGUACCGAAAAGAUAUCGAAAAGUACCGAAAAGAUUUCGAAAAGUACCGAAAAGAUAUCGAAAAGUACCGAAAAGAUAUCGAAAAGUACCGAAAAGAUAUCGAAAAGUACCGAAAAGAUAUCGACAAGUACCGAAAAGAUAUCGACAAGUACCGAAAAGAUAUCGACAAGUACCGAAAAGAUAUGUAAAAGUAUCGAAAAGAUAUCGAAAAGUAUCGAAAACAUAUCGAAAAGUAUCGAAAAGAUAUCGAAAAGUAUCGAAAAGAUAUCGAAAAGUAUCGAAAAGAUAUCGAAAAGUAUCUAUAUAUAUCGAAAAGUAUCGAUAUAUAUCGAAAAGUAUCGAUAUAUAUCGAAAAGUAUCGAUAUAUAAUGAAAAGUAUCGAUAUAUAAUGAAAAUAUCGAUAUAUAAUGAAAAGUAUCGAAAAGAUAUCGAAAAGUAUCGAAAAGAUAUCGAAAAGUAUCGAAAAGAUAUCGAAAAGUAUCGAUAUAUAUCGAAUAGUAUCGAUAUAUAUCGAAAAAAUCGAUAUAUCGAUAAAUAUCGAUAUAUCGAAAAGUACCGAAAAGAUAUCGAUAAGUACCGAAAAGAUAUCGAUAAGUACCGAAAAGAUAUCGAUAAGUACCGAAAAGAUAUCGAAAAGUACCGAAAAGAUAUCGAAAAGUACCGAGAAGAUAUCGAAAAGUACCGAAAAGAUAUCGAAAAGUAUCGAAAAGAUAUCGAAAAAUAUCGAAAAGUACCGAAAAGAUAUCGAAAAGUAUCGAAAAGAUAUCGAAAAGUAGCGAAAAGAUAUCGAAAAGUAUCGAAAAUAUAUCGAAAAGUAUCGAAAAGAUAUCGAAAAGUAUCGAAAAGAUAUCGAAAAGUGUCUAUAUAUAAUGAAAAGUAUCUAUAUAUAAUAAAAAUAUCGAUAUAUAAUGAAAAGUAUCGAAAAGAUAUCGAUAAGUAUCGAAAAGAUAUCGAUAAGUAUCGAAAAGAUCUCGAAAAGUAUCGAAAAGAUCGAAAAGUAUCAAAAAGAUAUCGCAAAUAUCGAAAAGAUAUCGAUAAGUAUCGAAAAGAUAUCGAUAAGUAUCGAAAAGAUAUCGAUAAGUAUCGAAAAGAUAUCGAUAAGUAUCGAAAAGAUAUAGAUAAGUUUCGAAAAGAUAUCGAAAAGCAUCGAAAAGACAUCGAAAAGUAUCGAAAAGUUAUCGAUAAGUAUCGAAAAGAUACCGAAAAGUAUCGAAAAGUUAUCGAAAAGUAUCGAAAAGAUAUCGAAAAGUAUCGAAAAGAUAUCGAAAAGUAUCGAAAAGAUAUCGAAAAGUAUCGAAAAGGUAUCGAAAAGUAUCGAAAAGAUAUCGAAAAGUAUCUAUAUAUAUCGAAAAGUAUCUAUAUAUAUCGAAAAGUAUCGAUAUAUCGAAAAUAUCGAAAAGAUAUCGAAAAGUAUCGAAAAGAUAUCGAAAAGUAUCGAAAAGAUAUCGAAAAGUAUCGAAAAGUAUCGAAAAGAUAUCGAAAAGUAUCGAAAAGAUCGAAGAAAAGAUAUCGAAAAUACCGAAAAGAUAUCGAAAAGUACCGAAAAGAUAUCCAAAAGUACCGAAAAGAUAUCGAAAAGUACCGAAAAGGUAUCGUAAAGUACCGAAAAUAUAUCGAAAAGUAUCGAAAAGAUAUCGAAAAGUAUCGAAAAGAUAUCGAAAAGUAUCGAAAAGAUAUCGAAAAGUAUCGAAAAGAUAUCGAAAAGUAUCGAAAAGAUAUCGAAAAGUAUCUAUAUAUAAUGAAAAUAUCGAUAUAUAAUGAAAAGUAUCGAAAAGAUAUCGAUAAGUAUCGAAAAGAUAUCGAUAAGUAUCGAAAAGAUAUCGAUAAGUAUCGAAAAGAUAUCGAUAAGUAUCGAAAAGAUAUAGAUAAGUAUCGAAAAGGUAUCGAUAAGUAUCGAAAAGAUAUCGAAAAGUAUCGAAAAGAUAUCGAAAAGUAUCGAAAAGACAUCGAAAAGUAUCGAAAAGAUAUCGAAAAGAUAUCGAAAAGUAUCGAAAAGAUAUCGAAAAGUAUCGAAAAGAUAUCGAAAAGUAUCUAUAUAUAUCGAAAAGUAUCUAUAUAUAUCGAAAAGUAUCCAUAUAUAUCGAAAAUAUCGAUAUAUAAGUACCGAAAAGAUAUCGAAAAGUACCGAAAAGAUAUCGAAAAGUACCGAAAAGAUAUCGAAAAGUAUCGAAAAGUUAUCGAAAAGUAUCGAAAAGAUAUCGAAAAGUAUCGAUAUAUAGAUAAGUAUCGAAAAGAUAUCGAAAAAUAUCGAAAAGUACCGAAAAGAUAUCGAAAAGUACCGAAAAGAUAUCGAAAAGUACCGAAAAGAUAUCAAAAAGUACCGAAAAGAUAUCGAAAAGUACCGAAAAGAUAUCGAAAAGUACCGAAAAGAUUUCGAAAAGUACCGAAAAGAUAUCGAAAAGUACCGAAAAGAUAUGGAAAGUACCGAAAAGAUAUCGAAAAGUACCGAAAAGAUAUCGAAAAGUACCGAAAAGAUAUCGAAAAGUACCGAAAAGAUAUCGACAAGUACCGAAAAGAUAUCGAAAAGUACCGAAAAGAUAUCGAAAAGUAUCGAAAAGAUAUCGAAAAGUAUCGUUAA
Molecule: messenger RNA, 3042 nt
Organism: Schistocerca nitens (vagrant locust)
Lineage: Eukaryota; Metazoa; Arthropoda; Insecta; Orthoptera; Acrididae
Product: repetitive organellar protein-like
Exons: 16
Coding region: 1-3042 (1013 amino acids)
Source: RefSeq, a predicted model, not a curated record